Molecule: messenger RNA, 831 nt
Organism: Vollenhovia emeryi
Lineage: Eukaryota; Metazoa; Arthropoda; Insecta; Hymenoptera; Formicidae
Product: zinc finger BED domain-containing protein 1-like
Exons: 1
Coding region: 1-831 (276 amino acids)
Molecular function (GO): protein dimerization activity
Source: RefSeq, a predicted model, not a curated record
AUGUUGGAAAGACUUAUUGCAAACCGUUUGCCCAUAUCAAAUGUUUUAGCUGAUAGAAAUGUGACUACUUUUUCUAUAGCUAAAAAACUUGAAAUAACGGAGGAACAAUGGACGAAGAUGGAAGAAUUAGCAAAUCUGUUGAGACCAUUGCAAAUGGCCACAACGGUUUUUUGUGGAGACAACUACUCUCCUGCGUCUAUAGUGCGUCCAUUAAUUUGGAAGCUAGUCCACCAUCAUAUGCAAUUGGUUUUUCAAGAUUCGGAUCUAACAGCUACAUUUAAACAAUUCGUCUCCACAGAAUUGCAGAAGCGCUUUAAGCUCACCGAAUGGGAAAAUUUCUCCAACGUAAGCGCACGCCUUACUGCCUCAUUCUUGGAUCCUCGAUCCAAGAAUUUAGAAAACGAAUUAGUUGAGACAAGGCAAAAGGUAAAAGAACAUGUCCGCAGUCUUAUGGAUACAGUACCAAUAAACACAACAUUUAAUGCACAAGAUGACCUAGAAAAAACUGAACACAAAACUGCUUUAAGGUUUUUAUUUUAUCAGCCAAUGCAUUGUAUUAAUGAUGUGGAAUCUCAAUUUCAAGCUUAUCUUUCAGAGCCACAACUGCGAGUUGAUUUAGAUUAUUUAGAGUGGUGGAAAACACGAGCUGAUAAAUUUCCAGCAUUGGCCAUUUUAGCUAGAAAAUAUUUAAGUAUUCCUGCGACAUCGGCGAGUGCGGAGCGUACUUUUUCUACAGCUGGGAAUAUUGUUACCCCAAAACGAAAUUGUUUGUCUCCUGAAAAUGUUAACAUGCUUGUAUUUCUUUACCAGAACAAGUCUGUAUAUACAUGA